AUGUCCAAUUGACGAAUUUUUGGCGGCAGUCUUCUCUGGCAACUGAUAGCCACUCAGAUUUUACUCUGCACAAUACUCCUCGUCCUGCAGUUUUUACAAGAACCGUUUUUUGGCUUCGUUUUUUGUUUCAAUUUUUUUUGCGAGAACUUUAACCAACAACGAUUGAACUCCAAUGUAAAGUCCAGUGGAUCAGUUUAGAUCCAGACGCGAAACUCUUUGGUCAUAAUAAGUUCAAAAGAGAUAAAGGUUAAAAAAAAAAAAAAUUCGAUAACUGUGUGGUGAGAAGAAAAGCUAGAACCGGACCCGCUGUUUUUGUUUGUGAUUUUUUAUUUUUACAAAAGAAAAAAAAAAUAAUAUUGUUAAUUUUAAUUAUAAAUAAAAAAUAUAAUACAAAAAUUCCUAUAUAAAAAAAAUUAAACAAAUCUCUAUUAAUUGUUUUUUAAAUUAAGUGUUAAAAAUAAAAUUAAAAAAAAAAAAAAAUGUGAAAAACGUGGUAAUGUUUUACAAUUUUUACCUUUCCCCUUCUUAAAUAUUUUUCUUAAAAAUAAAAUAUUUUUAAAAUAUGUAAAAAAUAUUUUAAAAAAUUUUAACUUAAAAAAUAAAUAAAACAAAAAAUAAAAAUUAUGAAGUGCUUUGGUUAAGGAGUUGACAACUUUUUGUCUCUUUUAUAUAUUCGAAAACCUUGAAUGUUCGGUGCGUGCAGAAGAAGAGUGUUACUAAAUAUUUAAUGAUUUUACAUUUCAAAUUAAAUUUAUAGCAAAAAAGUUUUUAAAAGUAAAUUAAAGAAAUAAAUCACAAUCUGGUCUUCCAUUGGUACAAAAAAAAAUUAAGUGCAUAGUGUGUCCUUUGAAUCCUUGAAAAAAAAAUAAAAAGAAGACAUCAUCGUUCCCAACAAAUAAAAGAUAAAAUAAAAAUACAAAAAAAAAAAAGAAAAGAAAUUUCAUUCAUCCUGUGAGUAGGCUACUCUUUUUUUGUUUUUGUUGCAUUUGUUGUUGUGUUUUUGUGUGGAUUUAUACUCGUACUUUCGCAUCGUCCUUGAACUUGGAAUUGAUUGUUUUGGCACUAACCAACUUGUUAAAAUAUUUCUAAGAACUUCUUCAUAUUGGUAAUGGACUGGCGAUGUACAAUAAUACAACUCCUGGCAACCAUCAUCCAUGCCAAUUCAAUACAUCACACAUGUUGUGUCGUCAGCUAAGUUCAUUCAAUAACAUACACUCAAACAAAAUGCUCAUCAUCUCUACAAACAUCAAAAAUCAUUAUUUGCGGCAACCGGAAACAACAUCAUUAACUGUGAUAAAAUGUCCGAUCGUGAUCGUGUGACAUGAUCAGCGGUCAAUAGAACAAGGAAUCACAUAAAAACAAAAAACAAAAAUCGUAACACCCCAUCUUGAAACAGCUUAGAUAGCGUUAAUCCCCUCAUCUCAUAGAAAAAAUAUAUCAUUAAAAAAAAGAAAAAAAAAGUCAAGUCUCCAAUAAAUCAUCAUCAUUUCAAGGAAAAACACAAAAAAAGGACUUGAAAUAUAACAACUUGAAGAAAGUGUGAAUUAUAAAAAAAUCAAACUUAAAUCUCCCUCAAAACUCACAUAUCCUUAGUUUAAUUCUUAAAAAAAAAAAACAAAAAAUCAAAAAACUUAAAAUACUCUCCAAUAUCUAUGUUGGAUUUCAACUCCAAUUGCUGCCGCAGUUAAAGCGAACUAAGAAUGAAUAAUGCAAACACAGAGGUCUACUGGGAAAUAGCUGCUGUCGUUCCACCGCCUAUAACAACAAAUUUCACCACCACCAACACAAACACUUACACUGGACAUUCAAAUCACACAUCACCACCAUCGUCCAUCUACACAACAUACAACCUCAGUGAAGAUCAGCUAAUCAACUAUUUCAAUGGCUAUCUCACGACGGACGCCAACCUCAACUACACUCUGGGCCAGACACCGCAGCCCGAUUUAUCAGAGUUCCUCGAAGCCUUGACCAAUGAUCGUGUUAGCCUGCUGUCGUUUUUGUUCCUGUUCUCCUUUGCCACCGUAUUCGGCAAUUCACUCGUGAUCCUCGCCGUUAUAAGGGAACGGUAUCUACACACGGCUACCAACUAUUUUAUAACCUCAUUGGCUGUGGCCGACUGUCUGGUCGGCUUGGUGGUGAUGCCUUUCUCGGCCCUCUACGAAGUUCUCGAGAAUACGUGGUUCUUUGGUACGGAUUGGUGCGACAUCUGGCGAUCACUAGACGUACUAUUUAGCACGGCGUCAAUUCUGAACCUUUGUGUAAUAUCACUGGACCGGUAUUGGGCCAUCACAGAUCCAUUCUCGUAUCCCAUGAGAAUGACGGUUAAACGAGCUGCCGGACUCAUUUGCGCCGUUUGGGUGUGUUCGGGAGCGAUAAGUUUUCCGGCAAUUGUAUGGUGGCGGGCGGCCCGUGACGGCGAAAUGCCAGCCUUUAAAUGUAUAUUCACCGAGCACCUAGGCUACUUAAUAUUCUCCUCAACAAUUUCCUUCUAUCUUCCAUUAUUAGUUAUGGUCUUUACAUAUUGCCGUAUUUAUCGGGCGGCCGUAAUACAAACACGGUCGCUGAAAAUCGGUACCAAACAAGUCCUAAUGGCAUCGGGAGAACUGCAAUUAACGCUUCGUAUUCAUCGCGGCGGAACGACCCGAGAAACAACAGCGUCAACACAUCAUCCGGUCGUACAUCACGGAAGUACGGGCGGUGGUGGGGUAGGAGUUGGCGGUUUAGGUGCUAGCCAUAAUCAUCACCAUCACAAUCAUAGUGCGUCGGCAACGACGACAUCAACACCAGAAGAGCCUGAAGACGAACCGUUGUCAGCGUUACAUAAUAAUGGUUUGGCCCGUCACCGGCAUAUGGGCAAGAACUUUUCGCUGUCACGGAAGCUGGCGAAGUUCGCCAAAGAGAAAAAGGCUGCGAAGACGCUCGGUAUUGUGAUGGGCGUUUUCAUUGUGUGUUGGCUGCCAUUUUUUGUGGUCAACUUGUUGUCCGGUUUUUGUGUAGAUUGUAUAGAGAAUGAGGAGAUUGUGUCGGCGGUGGUGACGUGGUUGGGUUGGAUAAACUCGUGCAUGAAUCCGGUGAUAUAUGCGUGUUGGAGUAGAGAUUUUCGAAGAGCAUUUGUGCGCUUACUAUGCAUGUGUUGCCCGCGAAAGAUUCGAAGAAAAUAUCAGCCAACGAUGCGUUCAAAAUCACAGUGUCACGUUGCUGCAGCAAUGGUGGCAGCAUCAACUUCCUUCGGAUACUCCUCUGUUAAUCAAUUGGAUGGUGGUAAUCGUGGCAUGAUGUGACGACAGCUUAGCAGUUGCAGCUCUUGUAGUGGGAGCAGCAACUGCGGCCGCAACGGUCUAGGCCAACAACAACAACAACACAACCAACAACAACAGCAACUCCGAGAACGAUCGUGCACCAGAUGUCAAAGCUUCCAUCGUCAUCAUCAUCGUCAGAGACGCCGCAGCAGUAGUAAUCAGUUUAGGGGCUCCUUUUCGACAACGGCCAGUGCAAAUUCCAGCUGCUCCCCGAUGGCGAUGACAACAAAAGCCAUCGUUAGUAUUCCAAUGGCAAAGAGUAAUGGCAAAUCGGUGUGUGCUAAUGUGCCUCUGGCUAAGCAUUGUACUUUUGCGGCUAUAGCUACAGCAAUUCCACCACCGCCCAUCAUUUCGUCAACAUCUGGCGGCAGUGGCAGCGGAAGUCAUGUUUCCUUUAUGGCAACGAAUCGUUAUCGUCCGAGGUUGCAACAACAGCAACAGCAGCAACAUUUGCCAAAAACUCGACUAACCAGCAGUAGUUGUCUAACUCUGACUGCCACUACUCCGCCGCCAUUGUGUGAAGUGCCAAAUGUGAAAACCUCUCGUUCACAUCAGUCCCUCGAGUUGCGGGAGAGUCUGCAGAGUCAAAUUAGUACUGAAAGCAGUGAAGAUUCCUCCAUUAUGGCUGUUAUUGGGUGAAUUAAUGGAACCACUCCAACAAUAUUUAUUGUCACAACACAAUCAUCAUUGAGAGACAAUAAACUAUGCAUUUUCAUUUUAGGAACGUCACACACAUGCUUCCCCCCGGUUUUUUUUGGGGUGAGAUUUUUUAAAUGGGAAGACUCUUGACAGUGUUCCUACUCUUUGAAUGUUUCUAUUUUUAAACAAAUUUUUGAAAUUUCUAAAAAAAAAAAACAGUGCGUUAUGGCUUUGAAACUGAAUACCUUCUCUCUUUAACAUGUUUAUUAUUAAUAUUAUGCUCCCAAGAUCCAAAAAUGAUAUUUUGUUUAAAAAACAGUCUUUAAAAAAAAAUAUUUAAGAAUCAAAUUCAUUUAGUACCUAAAUAUAUAUACCUAUAGUUUUGAAAAAAAAUAAUUAUUAU
Molecule: messenger RNA, 4341 nt
Organism: Episyrphus balteatus (marmalade hoverfly)
Lineage: Eukaryota; Metazoa; Arthropoda; Insecta; Diptera; Syrphidae
Gene: Dop1R2
Product: dopamine receptor 2
Exons: 4
Coding region: 1701-3281 (526 amino acids)
Biological process (GO): adenylate cyclase-activating adrenergic receptor signaling pathway
Cellular component (GO): membrane
Molecular function (GO): adrenergic receptor activity
Source: RefSeq, a predicted model, not a curated record